Messenger RNA from Phytomonas sp. Hart1, 429 nucleotides. The record is from the annotation of a GenBank genome assembly. Lineage: Eukaryota; Euglenozoa; Kinetoplastea; Trypanosomatida; Trypanosomatidae.
AUGCUGAACCAGCGCAUUUCGCACGCUAUCCUUCACCAGGUUCACCUCCUCCAGGAUUUCCUUCUCCUGUUGGCUGACAAAGCGCGCGAACCCGGACGGGGCGGCGGGGUUGAUCAUCGUCGGCAGGCUCAGGACGCUGCUAUUGCAGCUCCCGUGAGGGACAUUUCCGCUCUUUUCCCCCCCCGCCGAGUGGGUUGGACCGGUGGAAACGUCGCCAUUCGACAUCCCCUUCGAGGUGGUGGGGCCCCCUGCCGCGAUCCUAUCCCCGGACUCCAUUUUCGAGCCGGAAGCGCUUUCGGCAGGAGCCAAGGACGCUUUCGGGACGUUUUCCGAACCUUCGGAGAGCCUCACUGGGCUCUCGUCGUGGUUCCCACUCCAGGCACUGCCAAGGGGUUUUCGUGCUUCCUUCGCGCACUCUUCCAGAUAUAA